Molecule: messenger RNA, 763 nt
Organism: Kogia breviceps (pygmy sperm whale)
Lineage: Eukaryota; Metazoa; Chordata; Mammalia; Artiodactyla; Physeteridae
Product: paraneoplastic antigen Ma6F-like
Source: RefSeq, a predicted model, not a curated record
UGCGCCCGGCAGGUGCUGAUGCGGGCCCGGCUGAACGACACGCUCCAGAAGAUGCUGAGGAUGCAGCUGAUGACCAGGCCUCCCGGCUUCGUGCGGAUGCUGCGGCUCCUCCAGAUGACCGAGGCCUGCGAGGCCGCCCUGGCUAGCAGGGAGCUGUUCCCAGGGGAAGAAGAGGCCCGUGUGGACGUUGGAGUCCUGGCAGCAGCCGCCCAGGCCGCCCCGGCCCAUGAGGCCAUCACCGCGGGCACCACUGCGGAUGGCACCAAGGCCUCCCCGGCCGGUGAAGAUACCUCCACCCAGGCCGCCCUUUCCAAGCAAGGUAGCGCCGAGGACCACCCGGCGCCCGAAGAGGCCAGUGAGGCCGUUGCGGGCACUGCCAAGGCUGGCGAGGCGGGCCCUGAAGACCAUGGUGCCGCCAGGGCAGCCCCUGGCCCUGGGGAGACCAGCAAGGCCUCCGCGGCCACUCAGGAAGGUGGAAGAGCUCCCGGCCCUGCGGGCCUAGGUCCGGCAGGACCCACACAUGCCCGCGGAGUCCCCAUGCCUGGCCGGAUGGGCAGUGCUUCCCCGGUGGCCCCAGGAGGUCCUGGCAGGGAGCCAGAGGGCCUCGCCCAGGCAGGAGGCCAGCAGGCCGAGGAGACCCCCGAGGAGGGGCUCCAGCAUGUCCCAGAAGAGCCGGGAAAUGAGGACGGGGCUGCAGAGAUGAGCCCCCCGGGGUCGUCCUCGGGCCAGUAGGCUCAGCAGGCCCCGGGGCCCCCAGGCUUGG